CACACACACACACACACACACACACACACCGCAAGAGGAACACGAACGCGCGCGCAAGGCACCGCAGAGGAAGCAACAGCAGCAGGAGGAGCAGCAGGAAGGACGUUGGAGGAGGAGGAGAGACUUUGAACCGAAACGCACAGGCCACGAAUCACAGCAGGAGGCAGCAUGGCCACAAACGUUGAGGAGGAUGACGAUCUCGUGGUUGUGCUGGAUGACGAGGACGAGAGCGACGUUGCCACUCAAGGGCAGCCCGCUGAUGACGCUGGUGGUGAUGACCCUGACUCGCUUGUGCUCAUCGGCGACGACGACCAAGACGACGACGUCAAUGGCAAUGAUGAUGGCAGUGGUGGUGAUCACGCACAGGCGCAAGCCACCCAGCAACAACCGCCACAGGAUGGCCAGCAGCAGCCUCCUGCAGUCAAGCCACAACCGCUGCAACCACAGGAUGACGACCUGCCAGAGGUGCUUGAUCUCGAGCCCACCACAUCAGCAGCAGCCACAACAACGGCAGCAUCUGCUGCGGACGAGUCGGAGAAUGUGCUGUGUUGCUUGUCUAAGAAGCUGAUCCGGCGGCGGCGUGCCAUGCUAUUGCCCUGCUGUCACAACAUGUGCAGUAUCAAGCAGUGGACAGAGCAUGUCACAAAGCAAAGCAAUGACAGCUCCAAAGUGUGCCCGGCUUGCAGCGCAUAUGUGCCAGCGUCGCUGCUGCUGAAGCAUCUGCCAAUGUCAACUUGCGUCGAGAUGGCACACGCAGCGGUCGAGAUGCUCCAGAGACACGGUCGACGGCAUGCUGUUAAGGCGCUGUCACUGCCGCGGCUUCAGGCACUGCUGACCACGCUUGCCAAGACGGUCAAGGGGCGACAAGUCCGCAAGCGCCGCUCAUAUGCCCGGUCAUCACAGGUCACACACAAGGGCAGGAAGACAGCCUGGACCAAGGGCGUUGGCUUUGGCGGGUCGUCGGGCACAUCUGUUGCGUCGCGGCUGCGAGCGAAGCUAGUAUACGGGCCGUCAUCGUCGUAUGGUCUAGUCGACUUACUCCACUAG
Messenger RNA from Salpingoeca rosetta, 1047 nucleotides. RefSeq lists its product as uncharacterized. The transcript is spliced from 6 exons. The record is from RefSeq and is a predicted model, not a curated record. Lineage: Eukaryota; Choanoflagellata; Craspedida; Salpingoecidae. Bases 169 to 1047 code for a protein of 292 amino acids.